AUGGCCGUAGACAAGAAUAAGCUAGAAGAUGAAGCGAGUAUUCAUCGCUUCUACAAAAUAGUUCUCAGCUGGGACUAUCUUCGCCUUCUCAAUGAAUCUGGCAAAAAUAAGAAGAAGAUUGGGGAUGGAAGUGUUCUGGGUCUGACUCAAGUAAAAAAUACAUACAAAGAUGUUGAUGACUAUACUGCAACCUUUGAGCCACUACUUUUUGAAGAAGUUAAGGCUCAGAUACUUCAAGGAAGAGACGAGGAAGAGGAAACAGAAUGGACCACCUGUAUUGUAUUAGAAUGCUCCGAAGAUGAUUGUUUUCACUUAGCUAUGGUCUUUUGUGAUCACGGGGCAUCAAUAUCGCAGAAUGAUCUGCUAUUGAUUUCAACAAAGAAGUUUGGAGAGGCCAAAGAACUUCCAACUACAUAUGCGUUUGCAUUGGUUGAGCAUCGUCAAGGAGACAAAAUCAGACUUAGAAUGAAUUUAAGUGGAGAGGUCAACCAAUUAAAUACAACUCAGGUCGAAACAUGCCCGAGGCUGUUGAAUAUGUGUUCUGUUGUUGGUCAAGUCAAUAAACCCUUGCACAUUCUGAAGAUUUGCAGCCUAUCAAGUAUUGCGCGUGAAUACGUUGCUCUGCGGUCAGUUAGUUCCCUCCCUUUUAGAGAUUUGAUAUUAACAGCUGCUGAAAGCAACUAUAGCACUGAAGAUCGUGCCUGGAAAAUAUCUAAACCCCUAAUGGAGUUUAUAAGAGGCAAUCACAAUCCAUCUCAACUGGAGGCAAUACAUGCGGGCCUUUCUCGUAAAACCUUUGUCCUGAUACAGGGCCCCCCAGGAACAGGAAAAACGCAAACUAUCCUUGGGCUCCUUAGUGCCAUUCUGCAUGCAACUCCUGCAAGAGUACACUCUGACAAGGGGAAAAUGUGUGGAAUAAAACGUGAGCCAGAAUUACCCAUUCAUGAAAAGUUUGGUUGUAAGUGGGGUUUGGACUUUGGAAUAAUGCAACAUCUUGUUGAUUUAACGAGGGCUUGGUUAUGGAAGGUUUCUAAAGUUGGGAUUUUACUUGGUCGAAGGAAGGUUCUAGAGAUCAUGUAUGAGCAGAGGCUAGUAAUUGCUUAA
This is a messenger RNA of Ilex paraguariensis (yerba mate), 1104 nucleotides long. NCBI's taxonomy places the organism in Eukaryota, Viridiplantae, Streptophyta, Magnoliopsida, Aquifoliales, Aquifoliaceae. The record is from the annotation of a GenBank genome assembly.